AUGCCAGAAAAGUCUGAGGUGUCUUACAGACAAACGCUUCAGAUGAGGAAGAGCUUUGUUGGGAAAUCCUGCAGGCUGCAUUUUGAGGUGUCACCACUGAAAAUUGUGCGGGCAUCUCGACAGUAUUUGUAUGAUGAUACGGGUCAGGAGUAUCUUGACUGUAUUAACAAUGCGUCACAUGUUGGUCACUGUCAUCCGCAUGUGGUGAGUGUAGGUCAGGAACAGAUGUCAAAACUAACCUGCAGCUAUGGGUUCCUCAAUGACCAGACUGCCAUGUAUGCUAAACAUCUCAUUAGCACAUUACCGGAAUCUCUGUGCGUCUGUUUCUUUGUAUCGUCAGGAUCAGAGGGAAAUGAUCUUGCUUUGCGACUUGCAGCUUCAUAUACCAAGAAACAUGAUGUGAUAUGCCUGGAUGAAGCCUACCACGGCAACCUGGGCAAUUUAGUAGAAAUUAGUCCCAUAACCUAUAAAAGAUUGGGAUUGAAGCAUCAGCUGAAGGAGUGGGUUCAUGUUGCUCCAACACCAAAAACAUUCAGAGGGAAGUUCGGCGCAGAUGAACCUAAUUCUGGACAGCUAUAUGCGAACGAAGUCUUAAAACUCAUACAGAAGGCUAAACAGAAUGGUCGAGAGAUUGGUGCCUUCAUAUCAGAGUCUAUUAUCAGUGCAGGAGGAAUAGUUGUGCCACCAGAGAACUAUUUUACACACGUGUACAGAUAUAUCAGGGAAAAUGGGGGCGUGUGCAUCGCAGAUGAAGUACAGAGUGGUCUGGGCCGCUGCGGUGAGAAUUAUUGGGGCUUCCAAGUGCACAAUGUUGUUCCUGACAUAGUCACUAUUGGAAAACCAAUAGGUAAUGGCUACCCACUAUCUGCUGUUGUUACCACCAAAGAUAUAGCCGACAGUUUGAGCAUCUUCUCCAGCACAUUUGGAGGUAACCCGCUAGCCUGUGCAAUCGGCAGAGCUGUACUAGAGGUCAUUGAAAAUGAGAAACUCCUAUCAAGUGCUAAAAAUGUCGGCAAAUGUUUAAAGGAUGGAUUCAACGAAAUCAGGCCCAAGCAUCCCAUGAUUGGUGAUGUCAGGGGUGUUGGUAUGAUGGUUGGCAUUGAGCUUGUUAUGGACAGAGAAAAUCAGAAGCCAGCCACAGAGACAGCAGAAAUACUUGCCUACAGAAUGAAAGAGAAGAAAAUCAUUGUUGGCAUUGAAGGACCAGACAAGAAUGUGAUUGUGCUGCUUCCACCACUCUGUUUUACCAUAGACAAUGCCAGAUUUGUGGUGCAGACUUUUUCAGAAGUCCUGGCCAGUAUUGAAAGUGAGGCUGCUAGUGUGGGUCUGAUGAACAACAAGGAAGCUGUGUGGGGGCAUGCAGAGAGUGUGCCCAUGGAUGUCAUUACUGGCCAACACUCCAUCAAUGUUUCAAACUUGUCCGAUAUGGAUGAAGACAACGAUCAUGACACAGUAACAAAGAGAGCUAGAUAUGAAGAGGUGGACUGA
This is a messenger RNA of Candidula unifasciata, 1488 nucleotides long. The record is from the annotation of a GenBank genome assembly. Lineage: Eukaryota; Metazoa; Mollusca; Gastropoda; Stylommatophora; Geomitridae.